Messenger RNA from Triticum dicoccoides, 384 nucleotides. RefSeq lists its product as uncharacterized. Bases 1 to 384 code for a protein of 127 amino acids. Lineage: Eukaryota; Viridiplantae; Streptophyta; Magnoliopsida; Poales; Poaceae. The record is from RefSeq and is a predicted model, not a curated record. The transcript has 4 exons.
AUGGCGCGAAAGAGGAAGCUUGAGGCGGCGCCGGGGCUGGACGAGGCGGACCGGACGCUCCACUCCGCCUUCGGUGACGCCGCCAGCUCCGUCUCCCGGCUCUACUCCCAGGCCAUGGCGCAGCAGAGGCACGCCUCCCGCGCCGGCGAGCUCCACGCCCUCGAGAAGCUCUCCCAGUGGAUCCUCAGGAGGCGUGCGGAGGAGCCGACGCUGACGGUCGCCGACAUCAUGGCUCACAUACAGUGCGAGAUGGAAUAUGGCGGAGGCAGGGACGCGCAAGCCGCCCCGAGAUCAGCACACCGCCAUCCACUAGUGGUAGACCCUGAGACGGCCUUCAAACCUUUACAAACUUCGGGGGUAAAUCAGAAAACAAUUCUUUACUGA